This is a messenger RNA of Didymodactylos carnosus, 1215 nucleotides long. The record is from the annotation of a GenBank genome assembly. NCBI's taxonomy places the organism in Eukaryota, Metazoa, Rotifera, Eurotatoria, Philodinida, Philodinidae.
AUGCAAAAACAUCAAGCAAUAUGUCGCAAAAUUCAAAAAAAACGAAAAAUAUUUGAUGCUGGAAAACAGCGAGCUACCGAUUCUGAUAUUCCUUAUGCAGCAACCAGAAAGACACUGCAAAUAUACAAAGGAGAAAUCAGACCACAAGAUGAAAAGUCAAAAUAUAAAAAACCAAACUGGCGUGAACGUCAUCGUUCGUUAAUUAAAUCUAUUCGUGAAGCGCGUUCAGUAACGCAAGCACUUAAAAGUGGUGGUCCACUACCAGAAUUUAUACCGAGUGAAGUUCCAUCAGAUUAUGUUGAAUGUCCUUAUUGUAAUCGAAAUUUUAAUCCGCAUGCUGCUCAAAGACAUACACCAUUUUGUAAAGCACAGUAUGAGAAGAAACAUCGACAAUUACCACCGCCAUCAACUAUUCGAAAUCAACAACAACAUCAGCUCGACAGACGUAAACCGCCCCUGCCUGCUAAUCAAAGACAACAAUCAUACAGUUCAGACACUCUGUUAAGCACUACAUAUAGCUUUUAUCUUUUGCUAGGAUUAUAUUCUCAAGUGCCUCCGACAAAUGACAUUUAUGGAAACGGCUAUAAACAUAGCAAUUCCGCUCCAACCUUACUUAGACAAAAUCAGUAUACAACAUCGUAUAAUGAUCCUGUGAAUUAUCCAAUAGCUGAAAAGAAACAAGAGGGAUGGGGAUUCAAACGUUUGUUUAGUUUCAUGCAUAAAAGUGACAAACAACGACUACCACCGGUGAACAAUCAUACAGAAUAUGAAAAUGAAGAAUAUGGCUAUGGCGACGAUCCAUAUUAUUCUAAUAAUUACAGCAGAAAUGUAAAACCACAGCAGCCAGUUACGAUGAGAACAGGUCGUACUCAAGAAAAUACUAGUUUGAACGUUCGAGCUCGACAAAGAAGCACGGAGAAUCCACGAGAAGUAAUGAAUCGUCGACUGAAAAGUCCAGUGGCACCAGCGCCACCAAUAAGAUACAGAAAUAGCGGUAAUAAUAGUUAUGCACAAACAACACGUCAACGACCAACGGCUGUCAUUCGAGGAGAUCCUUACAAUAGUGGUAGCACUUCCUAUCGACAACAACGACAACAACCACAACAAUCGCCUUAUUCAUCUGUUUCUAGAAUAUCGAAGCAGUGCUAUGAAUGUGGAGCCAUGAAUGCUGAAUAUGCGAAAUUUUGUAAUGAGUGUGGAACAAGAAGAAUAUAA